GAACUCAAGACUCAAAAACAUCUCCUCUUCUCUCAACUCAAGAAAGUUCUCAACGAAGACGUCAUUCGGCGCCGCAAUCGAGACCUCCAGUGGUCGGCCGACGCUCUCUACGCGGCCGCAGAGCUGCCGCCGCCCGCACCCCCUCUCGGCCUCCCGUUUGCGCCGCCCUUCGCGCCGAACGCCUUCUUUCGCGCGCAGACCUCUCAACCACAAUAUAAGCCGACGUUUGCGGCGACGAAAGCGCCGCCUGUCGUACGGAAGCGAUCGCACGAACAGACGACGACACCGACGACGACGACUGGACGACAGCCGCACGACGACUACAAGAGCGUCACAUAUACGCCGCAAAUGGGCAAAAUGGAGUUCGCGACCAAUCAGAGCGCGUACUACGGAAUGAUGACGUCAUCGGGAAAUCGCAAAUAUUUUUAAAUAAAAGCUUUAAUUACAAGAAUUUACAAUAAAAUUAAGUGGACUUCGAGUCCGCGAGACCGUAGAG
This is a messenger RNA of Oppiella nova, 496 nucleotides long. NCBI's taxonomy places the organism in Eukaryota, Metazoa, Arthropoda, Arachnida, Sarcoptiformes, Oppiidae. The record is from the annotation of a GenBank genome assembly.